AUGGCAGAGGCAAACCUCACCUUUGUGACCGAAUUCCUCCUGAUCGCCUUCACCGAACAUCCCGAACGGGCCCUCCCUUUGUUCUUCUUAUUUUUCUUCAUCUAUCUCACCACUCUCUUGGGGAACUUGGGCAUGAUCGUUGUGAUCCGUGUGGAUCGCCGGCUCCACACCCCGAUGUACUUUCUCCUGAGUCACCUCUCUUUCAUGGACAUCUGCUACUCGUCGGUCACCGUGCCCCAGACCAUGGCUGUGCUGUUGGAGCACGGGGCCGCGUUAUCCUUGACUCGCUGUGCCGCUCAGUUCUUCCUCUUCACCUUCUUUGGCUCCAUCGACUGCUACCUCUUGGCCCUUAUGGCCUACGACCGGUACGUGGCUGUGUGUCAGCCAUUGUUCUAUGUCACUAUCAUGACGCAGAGGACUCGAUGGGGUUUCGUGGCUGGAGCUUACCUGGCUGGUCUCUUCAGUGCCUCUGUGCGGACCAUCUCAGCCUUCACCCUCUCAUUCUGUGGAAGCAACGAGAUCGACUUCAUCUUCUGUGACCUCCCUCCUCUUUUAAAGCUGACCUGUGGGGACAGCUACACCCAGGAACUGGUGAUCAUCGUGUUCGCCAUCUUUGUCAUCCCCGCUUGCAUGGUGGUGAUCUUGGUGUCUUACCUGUUCAUCGUGGUGGCUAUUAUGAAGAUCCCUUCAGUGGGAGGCCGGGCCAAGACCUUCUCUACCUGUGCCUCACACCUCACCGCUGUGUCUCUCUUCUUCGGCACCCUCAUCUUCAUGUACCUCAGAGACAAUGCUGGCCAGGCUUCAGAAAAGGAUCGGGUGGUGUCAGUGUUCUACACAACCGUGAUCCCCAUGUUGAAUCCCCUCAUCUACAGUCUGAGGAACAAGGAAGUGAAAGAGGCUCUGGGGAAAAUCCUUCAUAGAGUCAAACUCUCCUAA
Perognathus longimembris pacificus (Pacific pocket mouse) is the source of this 936-nucleotide messenger RNA. RefSeq names its product olfactory receptor 9Q1-like. Gene Ontology annotation, biological process: sensory perception of smell; G protein-coupled receptor signaling pathway. The record is from RefSeq and is a predicted model, not a curated record. Gene Ontology annotation, cellular component: membrane. Gene Ontology annotation, molecular function: odorant binding; olfactory receptor activity; G protein-coupled receptor activity. The coding region runs from base 1 to 936 and encodes 311 amino acids. NCBI's taxonomy places the organism in Eukaryota, Metazoa, Chordata, Mammalia, Rodentia, Heteromyidae. The transcript has a single exon.